CAUGCGCAUUAAGUGGGCGGAUGUAAUGAUUUCGAUGGGAAGAAAUAAUAUUCAGCAUCGAAGGAAUAACAACUGAAAUCAUCCCGUCCUGCAGCAUGCACCUAUGUGAAUGUGGAGAAUGACCAGCAAUGUCCAAGGGGUAGCAGCAGGGUAACACUGCAUGAGGCGGUGCCCCCUGAAGGAGCCCAAAACACUGCUCUUCAAAUGGAACACAUCCAACCUUCAGGUGACCGUGCAGGAUGUACCACUCUGGAACAUCAAGCCUCUCCCCACCUGCCAGCACAUGAAAAUAUUUCUACUUCUGACCAUUGAAGAGAAUGGAAAACCAUUUUCCAGAUCAGCCCUCAUACAUCCUCCUGAUGGCCUAACAACUGAAUGACAUGUCGAUGCUGAGUAUGAUCCAUUUCAAUCAUUUGAGGAAGCUCUCCCUGAUAUAGGGGAUUGGAUGUACAAUGACGGACAUACGUUUAAUGAAGGAUUUGAAGAUGGUUUGAGUGAGGAGUGUGCAGAAGAGUCCAAUUUCAAGGACACAACAGACAAACCAAUACAUGACAAUGCAUCAGAAACCAUGGCAGAGUGCCUUCUGACCAGCAUGGGUUAUGUAAACUGUCCUAAAGUCACAGGUUGAACAUUCCACCCUUUGUGCCUGCCCGGACUGUGCUGGAAGGCCUCGAGUCAGAGGAUGCGUGUGAAGACAAGAAAGCUGUAAAAAAGGAGAUCCAUAGCAAAAAGGUCAAAUAAGUACAAACAAGUAUUUUACCUCGAUUAUUAACAGUUUAUUUUGCCCAAAAAUGUUAAGGGAGCCAAAAAGGACAAAAUGGAAGAGGAGAAUACAGACCUGCUCAGACUUUGCCACACAGUACCGCUGGAGGUGGUGAACUUAGGUGGGAAAGGUUACGAUCCAGAGAAGAAAGACUACUCAGGUUUUGAGGCCUGGUUGCAGUGUUACUAUGUGGAUGGAAUGAAGUCUGUACGCGACCACAAUGGCAGGACUAUGUGGUUCAAAGGCGAUCCAGGUCCUAUGGCUCCUAAAGAAUCAAAGUCUCCAAAGGCCAAAAAGAGAAAAGAUACAGAUGCAGACCAUGAUUACCCCCGCAAGAAAAAGGUGUCCAGGAAACACAACUCUGACAGCACAGUGAAGAAAAAAGCAGCCAAAAAGCCCACAAAAGCAGCAAAGGAAGAAGAAAAUGGACCUCAAGAAGAAGCCACACCCAGAAGAAGAUCAGCAAACACACCUCAGCAAGAACCGAAAUCCACGUCAGGCAGGAGGAAAAAGAACAAUACAGAGCCAGCUGCAGGUCUGAUUCUAAUAAUACUCCCAUUUUCUGAAAAUAUUAAGAGCCUGAUCUUUGAGGAUCCAAUUCCCACACACUUAUCUGUGUGCGCAAACUAUAAAAUUGCAUGUACUGUUGGUGGACGUGUUGUAUGUGAUCUACUUUGUGCAAUUGAUAGCAGCAAAAGUGGCACAGAUCACCCUAUUUUUGUGUACUAGAAGCAUUAUGUGCCCUUGGAAACACUUCUUUCCCUCUACAUUCAUGUUAUUAUGCUCUCCACACUGGAGGGGGGCUUAUAUUAGAUUAUAGCACAUAUCGAUCAUCUAACACCUUUUCUGCAAUAUAGAAUCACAGUAUGUAUACUAUUUGCAGCAGGAAUGAUCAAACUGCAUAUUGCAAGACAUUUUUUUUAGGAGUUAUACUAAAUACAAAAAAAAAAAACGCAACGCUUUUGUUCUUGUUCCCAAUUUAAAUGAACUCAAAGAUCGAAAACUUUGACUAUAAACACAAAAUACCUGUUCCUCUCAAAUAUUGUUCACAAAUCUGUAUACAUUUGUUAGUGAGCAUUUUUUCUUUGCCAAGAUAAUCCAUCCCACCUGACAGGUGUGCCUUGAGCUGUCCAAAAUAAAAGGCCACUGUGAAAUGUGCAGUUUUAUCACACAACACAAUGCUUCAGAUGUCGCAAGUUUUGAGGGAGCGUGCAGUAGGCAUGCUGACUGCAGCAAUGUCCACCAGAGCUGUUCCCCGUCAAUUAAAUGUUUAUUUCUCCGCCAUAAGAAUAGAAUAGAAUAGAAAGUACUUUAUUGAUCCCUGGGGGAAAUUCAGCACCACAUUUCGCUCACAAUAAACAAUGAUAAUAAUAAAUAAUAUAAUAUAUAUGAAUAAUAUAAAUAUAUUCUACAUUUAAGUGCAGUCAAGGAACAUAUGCAUUAUACAGUCUGAUGGCUGUCGGUGUGAAGGACCUCCUGUGUCGUUCCGUGUUGCAUUUUGGGAGUCUGAGCCUUCCACUGAAUGUGCUCAUUCUCUCUGCAAGGUCCGAGUGUAGUGGGUGGGAGGUGUUGUCCAUAAUGGCUAGGAGUUUUGCUAGACUUCUCUCUGACACCACCGCCAGAGAGUCCAGCUCCACUCCCAUCUUGUUACUGGCCUUCUCUACCAACUUGUCCAGUCUGUAUGUGUCCCUCACUCUCAGCCCACUGCCCCAGCAGGCCACGGCGUACAAGAGGGCGCCUGCCACCAGCGACUCGUAGAACAUCUUCAACAUCUUUGUACAGACGUUGAAGGAUCCUAGCCUCCAAAGGAAAUAUAGAUUCGGCUCUGUCCCUUCUUGUAGAGGGCCUCAGCGUGUUUUGACCCAUUCAGCUUGUUGUCCAUGUGUACUCCGAGGUAUUUAUAAUCCUCUACCAUGUCCACAUCCACCCCCUUGAUGGAAAGAGGGGUCGCCAGAGUACUCCUCCUCCUUCCCAGGUCCACAACCAGCUCCUUGGUCUCCGUAACAUUGAGCUGGAGGUGGUUCUUUCCACACCAUGUGACAAAGUCCUCCACCAGUGUCCUGUAUUCCUCGUCAUCACCUUCCUCAAUACACCCCACUAUCGCAGAGUCAUCAGAAAACUUCUGAAGGUGGCAGGACUCUGACUGAUAGUGGAAAUGGGUGGUGUAAAUGGUGUAGAGGAAGGGGGAAGAGUACUGUAGCCUCCGGGGCCCCGGUGUUGCUGACCAGCCUGUCAGACACACAGUCCUGCAGUCGCAUAUACUGUGGUCUGUCAGUCAGGUAAUCUACAACCCAGGACACCAAGGGGGCCUCCACCUGCAUCUUCUCCAACUUCACACCCAGUAGCCCAGGCCGUUUAGUAUAAGCCGCCUCCAACCGUGUUUCAGAGAAUUUGGCAAUACAUCCAACUGGCCUCACAGCCGCAGACCAUAUUGAUUGGCUGAGACCUGCCACCCGGACAGCUGCUACAACAAUUGGUUUGCUUAACCAUAGCAUUUCUGCACAAACUGUAAGAAACUACCAUGAAUUGAUUAACGUGGACCCCGACUUAAACAAGUUGAAAAACAUAUUGGGGUGUUACCAAUUAGUGGUCAAUUGUACGGAAUAUGUACUGAACUGUGCAAUCUACUAAUAAAAGUAUCAAUCAAUCAAUCUGUCUCAAGAAAGCUCAUCUGCAUGCUCGUGGUCCUCAUCGGGGUCUCGACCUAACUGCAGUUUGUCUUCUUAACCAACUUGAGUGGGCAAAUGCUCACACUCAAUGGCGUCUGGCACAAUACAGAGGUUUUGGUAUGUUAUUAUUGACAGCGAAACCACGUGCAUUUUAUUGAUGGCAUUUUCCAUGCGCAGAGAUACCGUCACGAGACCCUGAGCCCCAUUGUUGUACUAAUCACCCGAGGCCAUCACCUUUAUAAAUAACAUUUACUAACUCAUGUUGCAAGGAUCUGGAAGCUAAAAACAUCCCAGUUCUUGCAUGACCAGCAUACUCACCGGACAUGUCACCCAGUAAGUAAUUUUUGAGAGGAAUAUAUAUUUUCUGUAUAGUAAAAGUUUCAGAUCUUUAAGUUCAAUUCAUGAUAAAUGGGAGCAAAAACAAAAGUGUUGCGUUUAUAUAUUUGUUCAAUACCAUAUUUUUCGGAGUAUAAGUCGCACCUGCCGAAAAUGCAUAAUAAAGAAGGAAAAAAAACAUACAAGUCGCACUGGAGUAUAAGUCGCAUUUUUGGGGGGAAAUUUAUUUGAUAAAAGCCAACACCGAGAAUAGACAUUUGAAAGGCAAUUUAAAAUAAAUCAAGAAUAGUGAAGAACAGGCUGAAUAAGUGUAGGUUAUAUGAGGCAUAAAUAAGCAACUGUUAUGUUAAGCUAACAUAUUAUGGUAAGAGUCAUUCAAAUAACUAGAACAUAUAGAACAUGAUAUACCUUUAACAAACUAUCUCUCACUCCUAAUCCAUAAAUCCCAUGAAAUCUUAUACGUCUAGUCUCUUACGUCAAUGAGAUAAAUAAUAUUGAUAUUUUACGGUAAUGUGUUAAUAAUUUCACACAUAAGUCGCUCCUGAAUAUAAGUCGCACCCCCGGCCAAACUAUGAAAAAAAAACUGCUACUUAUAGUCCGAAAAAUACGGUGCAUAUUUUCUAAAUCAAAAAAGGAAUACCAUUAAAAAACAACAUAAAUUAAUAGACUUUGGUUUAAUCGGCCCUUUAAGUUGUCCAGCAGCUAUAAAAUGAUAUUGCUGAAUAUAUAUCUUCUUCUUUUUAUUUCUAACAGUCCAAAUAUGACAUGCACACGUAGAACAAAGGCUUCUCUGUUCAGUUGUCUUUGCAGCGUGAUGGCCUCCUUUCUCACAGCCCUGUGUGCAACUAUGUCAGUUGUCUUUGCAGCGUGAUGGCCUCCUUUCUCACAGCCCUGUGUGCAACUAUGUCAGUUGUCUUUGCAGCGUGAUGGCCUCCUUUCUCACAGCCCUGUGUGCAACUAUGUCAGUUGUCUUUGCAGCGUGAUGGCCUCCUUUCUCACAGCCCUGUGUGCAACUAUGUCAGUUGUCUUUGCAGCGUGAUGGCCUCCUUUCUCACAGCCCUGUGUGCAACUAUGUCAGUUGUCUUGCAGCGUGAUGGCCUCCUUUCUCACAGCCCUUUGUGCAACUAUGUCAGUUGUCUUUGCAGCGUGAUGGCCUCCUUUCUCACAGCCCUGUGUGCAACUAUGUCAGUUGUCUUUGCAGCGUGAUGGCCUCCUUUCUCACAGCCCUGUGUGCAACUAUGUCAGUUGUCUUGCAGCGUGAUGGCCUCCUUUCUCACAGCCCUGUGUGCAACUAUGUCAGUUGUCUUUGCAGCGUGAUGGCCUCCUUUCUCACAGCCCUGUGUGCAACUAUGUCAGUUGUCUUUGCAGCGUGAUGGCCUCCUUUCUCACAGCCCUGUGUGCAACUAUGUCAGUUGUCUUUGCAGCGUGAUGGCCUCCUUUCUCACAGCCCUGUGUGCAACUAUGUCAGUUGUCUUUGCAGCGUGAUGGCCUCCUUUCUCACAGCCCUGUGUGCAACUAUGUCAGUUGUCUUUGCAGCGUGAUGGCCUCCUUUCUCACAGCCCUGUGUGCAACUAUGCCAGUUUGCACGCAGAUUUCAGACUUUUUAAGAGGCACGAUACUGCCUGCAGGACACUUUCAGCAUUGAUAAAUCUCACUGUUCAUGUUGAGUGAUUUGUAUUUGCAUUUUCUCCUCCCAGUAUUGUGGGCAUUCUGAUAAUCAACAUAUAUUCUGCAUACAUCAUUAAGACAAAUAUGUUAAAUGGAGGGAAUAAGCGAUAGAAAAUGGAUGGAUGGGAUGGAUUGCACUCCUUAUUUUGCUCAUUAAUCGACAAAUAUUUAGAUCAGCUUUGCGUGUGCUAACAAGUUUGCAUGUGUUUUGAUACACAUAAACCUUUUGUAGAUUAUACUGUAAGUGUGGUAAACUUACUUUUUGUUGCAGGCUUCAAGACACGUAGCGGGAGACUGACAAGACAGAAUGUCAAGUAAAGGACAUCUAUUGGAAAAUACUGUUUUUAUUCCAUGAUACAUAUUUUUAAUAAACAUUCCACACGUUUA
This is a messenger RNA of Nerophis ophidion (straightnose pipefish), 5823 nucleotides long. Its product is annotated as endonuclease 8-like 1. Gene Ontology annotation, molecular function: DNA N-glycosylase activity; DNA-(apurinic or apyrimidinic site) endonuclease activity. The coding region runs from base 818 to 1492 and encodes 224 amino acids. Gene Ontology annotation, cellular component: nucleus. The transcript has 9 exons. Gene Ontology annotation, biological process: base-excision repair. NCBI's taxonomy places the organism in Eukaryota, Metazoa, Chordata, Actinopteri, Syngnathiformes, Syngnathidae. The record is from RefSeq and is a predicted model, not a curated record.